Molecule: messenger RNA, 1539 nt
Organism: Epinephelus lanceolatus (giant grouper)
Lineage: Eukaryota; Metazoa; Chordata; Actinopteri; Perciformes; Serranidae
Gene: mmp23ba
Product: matrix metallopeptidase 23ba
Biological process (GO): extracellular matrix organization; collagen catabolic process; proteolysis
Cellular component (GO): extracellular matrix
Molecular function (GO): metalloendopeptidase activity; zinc ion binding
Source: RefSeq, a predicted model, not a curated record
GCCGAGCAGAGCUGAUGCAGUCUGCAUUGCUUAACUGCGCUGCUGCACACAGAAGCUGCCCACGUAGUAACACACUGCCCAAACGUGCCAUGGCCAAGAGGCAGUGUUCACGGGCAUAGAUGGUAACCCUGUGCAGUCUUCGCUUGAGGGAUUAUUAGUGUUUUUGGUUUGUUCCUGGAGGUGUGAUAUCGCAGCCAUGGUGUGCUGUCAGACUCCCAGAAGUUUACGCAGAGGCGAGUGGGGCUUCGCUCCUCUGCUGGCUGCCGCGCUGCUCAGUCUGCUGUUCGCAGGGAUGCAACAGUCCACAGCGUUUCCCACCUGGAGGUUAGAGGAAGAAGCUUACACCACUGUGUUGCUCAUCGGGAUCCGCAAAGAGGCCCGGUCACAGGUGCUCCACCUCUCCAGGAACAAGCGCUACACCCUCACCCCAGAGAAUCUCAAAUGGGACAAGUUCAAGCUAACAUACAAGUUGGUCUCCUUCCCUACAAACCUCAUAAAUGCCAGUGACACACGCCGAGGCAUCGCCAAGGCUUUUAGCAUGUGGAGCGACGUCUCGCCGUUCAGCUUCAGAGAAGUGCCAGCUGACCAAGAAGCAGACAUGAAGAUCGGCUUCUACCCCGCCAACCACACAGACUGUCUGCAGUCCUAUUUGCACCAUUGUUUCGACGGCAUCACAGGAGAAUUGGCUCAUGCAUUCUUCCCGCCAACUGGCGAGAUCCACUUCGACGACCAUGAAUACUGGAUUCUGGGAAACAUGCGCUUUAGCUGGAAGAAAGGGGUUUGGCUGACAGAUCUUGUCCAUGUGGCAACUCAUGAAAUUGGCCACGUCCUAGGACUCAUGCACUCCAUGGACCCGAAAGCUAUAAUGCACCUGAAUGCAACUCUGACAGGGCGCAAGCUAAUCACUCAGGACGAGGUGUGGGGUUUGCAUCGUCUCUACGGAUGUUUGGACCGGUUAUUCAUCUGUCCGGCCUGGGCUCGGAAAGGCUAUUGCGACAGCAAGCGUAAGCUGAUGCAGAAGCACUGCCCCUCCAGCUGUGAUUUCUGUUACGAAUUUCCUUUCCCCACUGUGGCUCCUACCCCGACACCCCCGAGGACCAAACACAAGCUGGUCGUCGAGGGCAAGAAGCUCACUUUUCGUUGCGGGAAGAAAAUAGCAUCAAAGAAAGGCAAAGUAUACUGGUACAAGGACGGGGAGCUGCUGGAGUACUCUCACCCCAACUACAUCUCCUUGAAAGACGACCACAUCACUAUAGUGGCCAACGCCAUCAACGAAGGCACAUACACCUGCAUCGUGAAGAAAAAAGACAAAGUUCUAACAAACUACUCAUGGAGAGUGCGUGUGCGCUUCUGAGGGCCUCUGCACACUGAACAGGACACAUAAACUCACACGGUCACAUGGAGACCUCAUUCACUAGGGCACAUAUUUCUGUUUUUUAAACUGUCUUUCCUGUAUCUUCCAAAUACGACUGUCUAUCCUUGUCAUUGUGUACGUGCGUUUUAAUAAAUGUUCCGUGACAAGUAGAAUUCUAGUGAAAA